AUGUCUCGUUCUGACACUGAUCUACUGGAUUCCUUGUCCGCCGAACUCACUCAGCGGUAUGCUCAAUAUGCUCCCGAGUUGGCAAACUUCCGCGAGGCCAUCGCGCAAAAUGACUCGAAGGACGAUAUUCAUUUUCUACAUAGCUUCCGAGAAUUUGUUCCUACCACAGACUAUGAGCCUCACAAACCAUACAUAGCAAAGUUUUUCGCGACCCAAUGCAAGAAGUCCGACGUAACAGACCUAUUCGCCCCAGGACUGCCCUACUGCUUAGCCAUGUCCAGCAUGACAUCUGGCAAAUCAUUAAAGAUGCUUCCAACAUACUGGCCCGCUCCGCACUUGUUGCACCACCCUCUAUAUCUGUGGCUUCCUCGUUCAGAGGGUAGUACCUUAUCACCAUCUUCUUUGAGUAUCGGGCAAGUCCUGAAAUUGUAUAGUGAGGGUGGUCAGAGCUCCAAGACGUUGCCGGUCUGCUCUUUAACCGUCGGUUUUCUCCGAAUGCAAAAGAAUUGGGACAUCGAGCAUGACAUGGACAGACUCAACUUGUGGGAUCCGUACGCGAUUUCCUUGUUGAAGGGCUUUCGUGCUUUCUUCCUUUUGAACGCGCUAUUUGCACUCGCUGACCGUCGGGUGACAACCAUCCGCGCCCUCUUCGCCAAUAAACAUUUUACUCCAAACCUUAUUCGUGCUGCCGAACUUCGCGAAAUUGGACCUCCUGGAAUCCAGGGAUGGGCCGUCCGUGUGUGGCCUGACUUUAAAAAGUUCAUCGGGAUCACUGGAGGCUCCGCUGCUGCAUCCGUUCCAAAGGCACCUCAAAUGUGGAAGGUUUACUAUGCAACUAACUGA
Suillus fuscotomentosus is the source of this 843-nucleotide messenger RNA. RefSeq lists its product as uncharacterized. Lineage: Eukaryota; Fungi; Basidiomycota; Agaricomycetes; Boletales; Suillaceae. The coding region runs from base 1 to 843 and encodes 280 amino acids. The transcript has 4 exons. The record is from RefSeq and is a predicted model, not a curated record.